GUAGUUGUGUUAUACUCUAUUUAUUGUGAUUUAUUAGGCUUUUAUCUGCAGAAAGUGUAUGCGGCCAAAACUUCACAAAAAUUUAACAUGGGAAAAGCAUUUCUAAGAAGGUUCGUUACAUAUAGGAUUAACUAUAGAAGUUGCGGGAUUUUAUGUGCAUCAAACAUGGGAAAUGAAAAGAGGACUGUUUUAAUUACAGGAUUUGGACCUUUUGGGGAACAUUCAGUCAAUGCCAGCUGGGUGGCUGUACAGAAUCUAAAGCAAAGGAACUUGUUGCCAGAUGUCAAUGUUCACAUUGAAGAAAUUCCAGUAGAUUAUCAAGAAGUCAGCCAUAUUGUGCCAGAAUUAUGGAAACGGAAAGAUCCUGCGCUGGUAGUACAUGUUGGUGUCUCAGGAAUAGCAGAUAAAUUAACGUUAGAACAGAGAGCUCACAAUGUAGGUUACCACCGCAAAGAUGUCAAAGGGAAAACUCCCAAUAAGGAAUGCUGUAGAGAAGAAGGGGAGGAGUGUAUCUGUGCAGGGCUUGACAUGAGUCGAGUCAGUGCUGAGAUCAACGACACAGAUAACGAGCUGCAAGCGGAGGUUUCUGAGGAUGCUGGAAGGUAUUUGUGUGACUUUUCCUAUUACACUUCCCUGUCAAUCAACAAGUCUCGCUCUGCUUUUAUUCAUGUCCCACCAUUGAAUCAACCAUAUACAGAAGAUCAGUUAGCAGUGGGUUUAGCUAUGGCCAUUUCCUCAAUGCUGAAGCAACUCCCAGAGUAAUGCUGUACAAGUUCUUCUACAAAAGGCAUCAAAGUUGAUCAAUAUAUAAUGGUCUUUGCCUUUAUUAGACUUCUCAAAUUGAAAAUGGUCAACAAAAUAAAACUUGUGCAUUCUCACGAUGUGAAGGUGAACCUUCUCAAUACUUUUGAAGUUAUUAAGCAGUUUGUUGAAUCAGUGAUGUAUAUCUCCAGAAAACUACAAUUAUAAUUCUUUUCAUGCAGUGCUAUAGAAGAUUGAUGAGUGAUUUAUUUUUGAACAAGCUCUGAUACUUAUGGUAGAUGGUUAUUCUGUAUUCAUAUACAGUAGAGCUUUGUUAAUCUGGAUGUUUGUGUUCCCAAGCAAAUUGUCUGGAUUCUGGAUAACUGAAACUUAUAGUCUUUUAUUGUUAGAAAUAAUUAUUAAUUCUGUUCACAACAAGAUUUAUUGUUGGGAGAUAACUGGAUCUAGAUUACUGAGGCUACACUGUACAUGUAAUAUUACUGCUCAUCAGCUUAAUGUCUUUUAUUUCAAUAUUUUCAGUAAAUUUCAUCCGUUCUCUAUGAUUUGUUAGAGCUGUGCCAGUGUUAACAUUUUGAUUUAUUGCUGAUCAGUUGUAUAUAAUGUUAUUUUUGCUGCAAUUUUAUUUUUGCUGUUUUCAUGGCAGAAUAUACACUGCAGUUAAAUAAACAUGCAAAGUCCUAAAUUAAAGACAGAAAACUGGUUAUUUACUAUAGAGGAAAUAGGGAAAAAUGUGUAAAAGAAUAAUUAUGAACAAAUCAAUAUUGUUUUCAGUUAUUCAAUUUUACAUAUCUAGUGUCAUUGACAUGUCCUCAAAAUGUUUGUUUAAAAAACAAGAAUUAUUUUGGCCUGUAUUCCGGAUGUGUGUAAAUAAACCACAUUUUUGUGUGAUUUAGGCUUUGCUGUAUUUAGGUACAUUCUACAAGUGCAAUAUCUAAUUCCUAAAUAUAAAAAAUAAAAAUAAUUGAAUAUAUAA
Saccostrea echinata is the source of this 1735-nucleotide messenger RNA. Its product is annotated as pyroglutamyl-peptidase 1-like. Gene Ontology annotation, cellular component: cytosol. The transcript has 5 exons. The coding region runs from base 88 to 762 and encodes 224 amino acids. Gene Ontology annotation, molecular function: pyroglutamyl-peptidase activity. Lineage: Eukaryota; Metazoa; Mollusca; Bivalvia; Ostreida; Ostreidae. Gene Ontology annotation, biological process: proteolysis. The record is from RefSeq and is a predicted model, not a curated record.